AUGUCUUCACCACCCACUAAUGGAGCUGACAUUGACAUCACUAAUCUCAGGGGUGACGAGGUGACCAGUGUCAAUUGGAAUAUUGCUACUCUCACAGCAACCAUCAUCGACUCCACAGGAACCUCGACGCCUGCCACCAUCACCAACCGUGGCACCACCUCGAUCAAGGUAACCGUCCCACCCGGUUACAAGAGAUUCACGAUGGCCCUCGAUGAUACCAAAGGAAAGAAGUAUUCGCAAUACGUCCACUACCAAUUGCCAUACGUCAGCACCUUGUACGCCCGUGGCUACACUGUUGGCUCAGCUGUGACACUCACAGGAGGCAACUUUGGUACUACACCCGUUGACCUCUCCAUCACCAUUGCCGGCGCCACCUGUACUGGAUACACAGUGGUUGAGUCCUACACCACUGUUGCUUGCAACCUCGCCGUCGCCACAACAUCCACACUCUCACUCCUCCCCAUAACCAUCGGUUACGGUGCCAACAAUUAUGUUGCUUCCUAUCGCAACAACGUCCCUUUCUAUGACUUCAACACAUUGACUGUGAUCCGUGCUUGCGUUGAUUGUUUGGGAACUAUCAACGAUGUAUAUAAUUGGAUGGAUCAAUCUCCAGCAAUUGACAAUAAUGUAGCAUACAUGGCUGCCGUUAUCAACUCGGCCCAGUCCAAUGCCAUCGUCAGCAACUACAACAUUGGCACCAAGAAGCUAUGUGAGGGUUUGACAUCUGGCUUUAGCGAUAUCACCUACCUCGCCACAGGAGGUCCCUAUGACGAUGUCGUCGCCUACUCGCCCAUCAGCACAUGUUUGCCUGCAGCAGUCUACUGUCCCGGUGACAAGAUGUCCGGAAGCACAGCCCUGGUCGCCUUUGGACAGGAGCUCGGUGUUGGUAAACAGUACUCAAUCACUGACGGCAAUGCAUUGCUCGGAGAGUUUAUUUAUUUCGGAGGCUUCAAACCCACCCAAGCCGCAGCUGUUACCAUCAAGCUUGACACAGUGGGAGGAACCGUCGCCUUUACCGCAGGAGGAUCGGUUGGUUUCAAGUUCACCCAACGUUCGUUCGUGUUCAACAGCGUGACCUACACCUACCCCAACGUGUACCAGACCAGCAUGACCGGACUCUCCCUCCUGAUCCCCGAGGGCACUGGCACCAACAACCUCGUUACCGUCAACAUUGAGUCCUACUCACUCACCAAUCUCAAGAUAUCCUACAACCCACCAACGAUCACCAAGAUCUUGCCGGCCCUCACCUCAAUCCCAGGUAAGGUCACCCUCACUGGCACCAACUAUGGUUCUUCGGCUGGUAGCAUCACCGCCAAGAUCACUCUCGGCGCCAGCACUACCAACACUGUCACCUGCCGUAUUGUCACAGCACACUAUACCCUCGAGUGUGACUUACCAGGUGGUUUCGGCACUCAGACCUUCACUUUGACUGUCGGUGGCCAGUCUGCCACGUACUCCUACACCUACCUAGCACCAGUGAUCACUCAACCAACCAACAACGCAGACAUCUUGGUUAUCACAGGAACAGGCCUUGGAGUGCUCCCCACCGACACGAUCGUUUCCAUCCCAACCGUCUCUGGCACUGCCACGCUCACCACCGUGUCCGACCCACAGACCUACACCGCCAAGAUCGUGACCACAACCAAGAACGGUCCAAUCUCCGUCACAGUCGGUGGCCAAACCAGUAACACUAUGUACAUGACAUACAAGCCCGCAGUCACUGGCGUCUCUGGUGUCUCCACCGGUGCCCCCUCGAGCAUUGUGAUCUCUGGAAGCUUCCUCUCGCUCACCCGCUCAAACACAACAAACUGUGUUGUGUCCAUCUUGAUCGACACGAUUCCAUGCACCAGCCCAUCAAACCCAGACGCCUCCUCGAUCAAAUGUACCGCCCCAGCCCUCACCGGAUCGCACACACUCGUCUUGACCAUCGAUGGAAAGGCAUCUGAUCCAUUCACCAUUGCCGCCCCAUUGCCAACUAUUGCCAGUAUCCAGCAGACCAGUCCAACGAUGGUCAUCACUGGAACAAACUUUGGUACCGUUGCCGCCAACGUGGUGAUCACACUCGGCACAUUGACCAUCAUUCCAACUAUAGUUUCCGACCUCAAGAUCACAGCCACACUCCCAGCCACUGCCACCAACGGCGCUUUGACAGUCACAGUCGGUGGCCAAGUCAGCAACGUAUUGUUCAUGACCAUCAAGCCAAUCGUGAAUGGUCUGUCUGGUGUCGCAACUGGUGCCCCCUCAAACAUUAUCAUCUCGGGCAGCUUCCUCUCGAUCAUCAGAUCCAACUCAUCCAACUGUGUUGUCUCGAUCAUGAUCGACUCGACACCAUGCACCAACCCAUCGAACCCCGAUGCCACCUCGCUCCAGUGUACUGCCCCUGCUCUCAUCGGCGCACACUCACUCGUUGUGACCAUCGAUGGCAAGGCCUCAGAUGGCUUCACCUUUGGCGCCCCUCUGCCCACAGUUGCCAGUGUCCAACAGACUGGAGCUACCAUCGUCAUAACAGGCACAAACUAUGGUACUGCUUCAGCCUAUGCGUCCAUCUCUUUCGGCACAUUGACGAUCAUACCAUCAUCUGUAACUGAUACCAAGAUCACAGCAACUCUCCCUGCCGCCUCCACCAAUGGCCCAUUGUCCGUCACAGUCGCUGCCCAAGUUAGUAACUCUGUGUUCGUGACCAUCAAGCCCAUCGUCCUUGGUGUGUCUGGCGUCUCAACUGGCGCUUCCUCAAGCAUUUUGAUCUCGGGCAGCUAUCUCUCGAUCAUCAGAUCCAACUCAUCAAGUUGUGUUGUCUCGAUCAUGAUCGACUCGACACCAUGCACCAGCCCAUCCAACCCUGACGCCCUCUCGCUCAGAUGUACCGCCCCUGCCCUCACCGGCUCACACUCUCUGGUUGUGACAAUCGAUGGAAAGGCCUCUGAUGCCUUCACCUUUGCUGCCCCAACACCAACAGUUGUCAGUGUUGGACAGACUGUCGAUACAAUUUCAAUCUCAGGAACAAACUAUGGUACCGUCGCAGGCAACGUAGUCAUCACACUCGGCUCAAUGACUAUCACGCCAUCCUCUGUCACCGACACCAAAAUCACGGCCACACUCCCAGCCACCGCCACCAACGGCCCAUUGAAGGUCACCGUCUCUGGUACCCCAUCAAAUUCGAUUACUAUGUCCAUUACACCAAUCUUUGUCUCGGCCAACGCCGUCCCCACGGACGGAGGUGCCCUCGUGAUCACCGGAAAGUUCUUGAACAGUGUCGACUCGGCCAACAACCCACUCACGCAAACCGUCACCGUCGGUGCCAGCAACACGCCAUGUACCGGUGCAGCCAUCACUCAAGGCAACACCCAACUGACCUGUACCGCACCCGCUGGCGUUGGAAUGAACACUGCCAUCACCAUCACAAUUGGCCCCAAGUCCACGACAGGCACAUUCAACUACCUCGCACCAUCCAUUACAAACGUUGUCCAAAGCACAACUACCGCUCAGAUCACUGUGACUGGAACCAACUUUGGUCAACAGGCCACCUCCAUUGGUGUCUUCAUCAAUGGAGCGACCGUCCAGGCAUCAGCCUUCACCGUCACAUACACCCAGAUCGUUGCCACAAUCCCAACGUCAUCCAAGAGUGAUGAUGUAUACGUCAUUGUUGGUGGUCAGUCGUCCAACACGCAGUUCCUUGGUCUCACACCAAUCUUGUCGACCGUUGGCCAGCCACCCGCCAUUGGAGGCAUGAUCUCCAUCGUUGGCAUCUUCAUGCAAUCGACUGACUUCUUCAAGAAUACCUUUGUGCCAUCAGUCACCAUCGACACCAACAUCGCAUGCACCAGCGCAGCUUUCACCGGCUCAUCUGGCACCAUCGUCACUUGUCUGGCACCUGCUGGCACUGGUGUUGGCCAUACUGCCGUCGUCUCAAUCAACUCAAAGGCCUCCAACCCAGCUACCUUUGCCUACCAAGCACCAUCAAUCAUUUCUGUCAACCAGAAUCUGAAGGCUAUCACCGUCACUGGUGUCAACUUUGGAACUGAUGCCAGCAAGGUCUCUGUGGUCUUUGGAACCUCGGGCUCGAACUUCCCAACAUCAAUCACCGACAACCAAAUCGUUGUCAAUAUUCCCAAGGACGCUCUCAAUGGUGGUGUCAACGUUGUCGUCGACACCCAGCCCUCAGCCACCACCAUCCCAUUCGACUUGACACCAAUCAUCAACACUGUCAGCUCAGUACCAAUCACUGGAGGCGAGAUCACCAUCACCGGAUACUUCCUCACCACUGCCCGCCAGAACACAGACCCAACCACCAAGUCGGUGACCUUGUUGCCAAGCACUCCAUGCACCAAUGUGAACAAGAUUGUUGAUGACAACAACCAGGCUCGCUUUACAUGUACCCUCCCAUCCGGUACGGGCGCCCCCACACUCAGAGUGACCAUCGACAGCAAGUCCACCGACACCACCGUGUUUGCCUAUGGCCAGCCCACAAUCGACUCUGUCGUGGUUGAUGCCACCAACUUGAUCACAGUCACUGGCACCAACUUGAUAGCCGCAGGAGUCACCACAUCCAUCAAGUACGGAGCAACCAAAAUCAUGUCAUACUCAGUCUCCUCGGACAGUACCACAAUCUCAUUCCAAGCACCUGCCCAUGCCCUGGCCGACUUUGUGUACAUAACAAUUGGCUCCACCACAUUGAAGUACCUCACACCCUUGUACCCAAUCCUCGACUCUGUCACACCCUCGCAAACCAUUGGUUCCCAGGUAACCUUGACAGGAACAUACUUGAACUCAUUCAAUGCCGACUCAACCCAGACCACGAUGACCGUCACCAUCAAUGGAGUGUCAUGCGCUAUCACCGCUGAUACCUUGACCACCACCAAUUACCUCCCACCUUCAAUGAGUGGAUUGAUCGAGCAGAAUGGUCAGACAAUCACUGUGAAUGGUGAUAACUUUGGUGCAUCCACUGAUGAUGUUACCGCCCCAACUGGAAUGACAUGUACCUCUGCCACCCACACGUCCGUUGUGUUCUCGAUCCCAGCCGUCUACCAAUCCCAGUCCAUCAGCAUCACAGUUGGAGGUCAAUCAGUUUCAGGUAUCUUUGUCGUCACUCCAAUCGUCAAUGAUGUUGCCGCCAUCCACGCAGAUGGAGGUGAUGUCGUGAUCAGUGGAUCAUACCUCAACUCUCAAAUGGCCAACGGUACCGCCACAACAAUGGCCAUCACCCUCGGUCCAAUGAACUGUGCACUCAAGUAUGCCGCCCAAGAUGGAUCAUCACUCACAUGCACACUUGGCUCCAGGUCGAUCUUUGAGGGUGCCAUCUCCGUUUCCAUUGAUAACAAGGUUGCCUCAACCGUGUCCACCUACUCCUCACUCCCACCAACCGUGAGCUACGCAUCCUCAGUCCCACCCACCGGUGGCCAGGUCACCAUCCAAGGAACACACAUUGUUUCUCCAUUCACAGUCACCGUCGCCGGUCUCCCAUGUGCCAAUGGUGUGCUCACCGGAACCACAACCAUCGUCUGUUCACUCUCAUCUGGUGUUGUCUCUGCUCAAAUGAUCACUGAGGCUCUUCCAGUUGUCGUCUCCAACGACCAGAUCUCAGCCACUGCCAAAGUCUUCCUCUACAGCCGUUACAACUGUGACUCCCAGUGCGUCAACGGUGCCACCUGCCAAGAUGGAUACUGUGUGUGUCCAACUGGAUUCUCCGGCCCAACUUGUGCCGAGGCUGUUGACAGCAUUGUACAGCCAUCUCUCGACCCAUCAAAGGUCACAUUCCAAGUUGCCUCGCUCGUCAGCUUCACCUCCCAGAUCGCCUACAUUCAAGAGUAUGACAACAAUGCCAACCAAGUGGUGUCGAUCAUCACCAUCAUUGGUGCCUCAUGGUCUGAGUCUGCUCCAUCGACCUAUAACGCCACAGUCCAAGGCGUGUCAAUCCAGGUCAAGACGGACUUCUUCAACUCAGCCUCUGAUGUUGAGUACGCCGGCGAGACCAUCCCAGUGCCCGCUGGUGGAGUCAAGCACACUGUUGCCAUCUCUGGUUGGGAGUUCACUUCCCAAGCAAAUGUGUUGAGAGUGAUCUAUGAGUCUCAGACACCAUCAACAUUCAACUACAACUGCUCCACUGCCUCAACAUCACUGGUACCAUUUGACAAUGUCAACAUGCCAGUGUCAUUCACAUUGGACUCGCCAGUUGGAUUCAUUCACUCGUUAUGCAAUUGUCGCACCAUCAUUCACCAAUACUCUAGUCUUUGA
Messenger RNA from Acytostelium subglobosum LB1, 6231 nucleotides. RefSeq lists its product as hypothetical. The transcript has 5 exons. Bases 1 to 6231 code for a protein of 2076 amino acids. Lineage: Eukaryota; Evosea; Eumycetozoa; Acytosteliales; Acytosteliaceae. The record is from RefSeq and is a predicted model, not a curated record.